Molecule: messenger RNA, 2932 nt
Organism: Limulus polyphemus (Atlantic horseshoe crab)
Lineage: Eukaryota; Metazoa; Arthropoda; Merostomata; Xiphosura; Limulidae
Product: zinc transporter 7-like
Exons: 10
Biological process (GO): transmembrane transport; zinc ion transport; intracellular zinc ion homeostasis
Cellular component (GO): membrane; Golgi apparatus
Molecular function (GO): zinc ion transmembrane transporter activity
Source: RefSeq, a predicted model, not a curated record
UUUUUGUUUCUUUGUCAUAGGUUGAUCUUCUCUGACAAAAAUUCUAGAAACUUGUUUUUGUUUCUGAUUCUGAAUCUGUCCUUUGCUUUUGUUGAGCUUUUGUAUGGAGUGUGGACAAACAGCUUAGGUUUGAUAUCAGAUUCCUUUCAUAUGUUCUUUGACUGUACUGCCUUGUUGGCAGGGCUAGCUGCUUCUGUGAUAACCAAGUGGAGAGCCAAUGAUAGAUUUUCCUAUGGGUAUGUUCGUGCUGAAGUUCUUGCAGGAUUUGUUAAUGGGCUUUUCCUGUUGUUUAUUGCAUUUUUCAUAUUCUCAGAAGCUGUUGAGAGAGCUAUUGAGCCACCAGAAGUCAAGCAUGAAAGAUUAUUUUUGGUGUCUGUUCUUGGGUUUUUUGUGAAUCUGAUAGGGAUAUUUGCCUUUCAACAUGGACACGGACAUGGACAUUCUCAUGGAGGAGGACAUACACAUGAUCACUCACAUUCACAUAGUCAUGGACAUGGACAUAGUCAUGGUUUUGGAUUGGAGGAUGAUAAGCAUCAGGAUGAACACAAGUCAACUGCAGCCCCACAAAGUCAGAUUAUGGAAGGUGUAUUUCUUCAUAUUCUUGCCGAUACCUUGGGCAGUGUGGGAGUCAUUAUGUCAGCUAUUCUGAUGAAUCAGUUUGGGUGGAUGAUUGCUGAUCCUAUCUGUUCAAUGUUUAUAGCUACAUUGAUUGGUUUUAGUGUUUUACCUCUGUUGAAAAAUUCUAUUUGUGUUCUGAUGCAAAGAACUCCCUUUGAGCUGGACAAAUUACUCCCAUCUUGUUAUCAAAAAGUAAUGCAGUUAGAGGGUGUGUACAGUGUACAAGAGCCUCACUUUUGGACCUUGUGCAGUGAUGUUUUUAUUGGAACUUUGAAAUUGGAGGUAGCCACCAAUGCAGAUGCAAAGUACAUUCUUAGUCAUACUCACAAUAUCUUCACCCAGGUGGGGGUUCGACAACUGUAUGUACAGAUAGAUUAUGCAGCCAUGUGAGGAUAAAUUUUAGACAUGAUGGAAUAUCUUCUGGUAAACUCUGGUGCUUCCAGUCUCUCUUCUUAUAGAAAAAAAUCAUUCCAAUCUCAGAUCUUUAUUUUUUGUGAGUUUCAUCUUUUUUCUUAACUCUGGGAUCAGCCAUACCUUGAUAUAAAAGUAUUAACAAGUUCUGAGAAACUGAGGGAAAAAAAAACAUGGAUUUUACAAGAAACUUGGCUAUUAGUUGUGAAAGAUUAAUAGUAUAAAAUUGUUGAAAGAAACAAGAUUGUCUUAUAUAAUAUGUUUUAUUGUUGUUGUAUUUGUCUGUCUGGACCAGUUGUUGCAUAUAUAUAUAUAUAAAUGUAUGCUUGUUAUGGAAGUUUCCAUAUUGUUUGUAAGGUUUUAGAUAGUGCAACAGGAUAUGGUGUAAAAAAAUUCCAGUCUUGUUUUUGUGUUUUACAAUAUCUUGCUUUUAAAGUUAUAUUACUUAACUUAAAAUACUUCAAAAAAAUUUUUAAUGUUAAUACUUGUACAAAUUAUUAAGAAAUGACAAAUAGAAAAUUACUAUAAAACAUUUGUAUCAGUUGAAUAGUUUUGUAAUGGAUGCUUCUGCUUUCUCUAUGUUUUUGGAGAUAAGGCAAAAGUAUCAGUGUCUAGUUUUGGAGAAAAUGUUUUGAACUGUACUGAUGGAACAACUUUGCAUAGAGUCCAAUACUAGACGGAAAGCAGAAGCAGCCAUAUGAAACUAUUAAACUUGUCGACAUGCUGUUGAAAAUUAUUCUUAAAAUAACAUUUGUACUAUUUUUAUUACUGUGAACUGCUAAUUAAUAUGCAUUUUAUUCUUUCAAAAAAUAAGAGUGCAUAUUAUUACAUAAUUGUGACAGUUUUUUUUUUUGUUUUCAAAAUGAUUUUAUAUCUUGUGCACUAUUAACCAGAAUAUGUUGGUGGGCUAAUUCAACUGUUUACUAUCAGUUGGUUCUUCAACAGUUGAACUUUCUAACUGCUGGACAAUAUUGCUUGACUACAGAAGAACACAUGUAGAGAAUGCAUCACGUACAGAUCACUGGAAUUUUUAAGAAAAGCGUAAAGUACUGAUCACUGGACUUGAGAAAGAAUCAAUUACUGAUCACUGGACUCGAGAAACAUUAAGUAUUGAUCAUCAAACUUUCCAGAUAAAUACUAAUUAUGUCCCCUAGCUAAAAAUAAUAUUUUUAAACACUGAGUUUAUGGUUUUGUAAUAUUAACUAGUUUGAUAUUAAAUUAUCACAUAGUUCCAACACCAGAAGUUUUGGGGAAAUUUCCUCCACUUCACGUUUAUUUCAAUUUCUUUACAUUUUUAUUCCAGCUAAAUAUUAGAUGUGAUAUUGUUAAUAUCUAAUAUGGAUGUAUUAAACUUAAACCUAUAGUAAGUUAUACUUCUUGUAUGGUAAUUACUUUUAAAAUUUUAAUUUUGACCAGUUGCUUUGUUUUGUUGUAAUUUUGAUAAUGUAACCAAUUAUAAAACAUAGCAGUAUUACUGAGAACAUUCAGUGUAUUAAAUGUAACAGUUGCAGUAAUAUGAUUCCUUGUGACAGCUUAUGAAUGGCUUCUUUUUUUUGAUAUUAAUCAGUGUAGACAUACUACAUGUUGUACACCCUGUUUCCCAGAGUUUAAUAUAACUACAACUUUCAUAAAGGUGUUUCUCAAAAGAAAAAUAUUUCUGGCUGCAAUAGAUGUGUUUGCAGUUUCUUGAACUAAAGAAUUUGUAUUGAUAGUAAUUUAUUAAUCUUUGUUUUUAAAAUAAAAUGAUUUUUUAAGCUGAAAUAGUUUAACUCUUCCAACACUGGGUCGGUCAAUUUGACCGAGUCACGUGACCUUCUGUACUCGUUUAAAGUUGACAUAAAUUUAAUACUUAUAACUCUCAAUAUAUUGGGUAUAUCUUCACGAAAUUUGUCAGUCUUUCAGU